Messenger RNA from Clarias gariepinus (North African catfish), 1789 nucleotides. RefSeq names its product chromosome 2 C1orf198 homolog (gene c2h1orf198). The record is from RefSeq and is a predicted model, not a curated record. The coding region runs from base 5 to 1060 and encodes 351 amino acids. The transcript is spliced from 4 exons. NCBI's taxonomy places the organism in Eukaryota, Metazoa, Chordata, Actinopteri, Siluriformes, Clariidae.
UGUCAUGACGUCACUGAGCCUCUGUUUGCGGAGAGAAGGGAAAAUGGCCGCCACGGCGAUGGAGGGAGCGGCGGCGGACCCGCGUCUCACCGAGGCCAAGAAGUACGAGUAUUUCAGCUCGAUCAACUCCAUGGCGCGGAAGAUAAUGCAGGAGAGGGAGAAGAUCAAGGAGAAGUACGGCGAGGCCUGGGAGGACAUGUCCCCCGCCGAGCAGGACACCGCGAUCGACGACGGGAUGAUGGAGCCGAAGGUGCGCGCGCGCUACGCCAUGCACCGGACGGACCGGGAGGAAGUGGUGUGCUACCCCAAACUGCUGAUCCAGACCGGGCAGAAAACCGUGCACUUCGGAGAGGAGGAUCUGACCUGGCAGGACGAACACUCUGCGCCUUUUUCUUGGGAGACCAAAAGUCAGCUGGAGUUCAGCGUGAUAACCGGCGCCCCGGAGUCCUCCUCCUCGUCCUCCACGUCCUCGUCCGUUCCCGAACCCAAACCCAAGACGCCCGGGCCCGAGGUGUCCGUGUCGGCGCGGCGUGACGAGGAGGCGUCCUUCUGGAAGCUGAACGCAGAGAGGUCGCGCCUGGAAGGCGAGAAGGCGGACUUCCAGUCGCUCACGCCGAGUCAGAUCAAGUCUCUGGAGAAAGGGGAGAAGCCGCUGCCUUCAUACAUGAGGUCCGAUUCCGUACCCAAGGAAGCGGUGCAGGAACCCGCGGCGCCACGUCCGGUUAAACCCAGAGUGACGAAACCACCGGCUCCACCUCCUCCUGCGCCCGUCGGAAUCACCCCGGCGCCUUUGAGCGUCACGCCGACGCCUAUAAGCAUCGCCCCGCCGCCCAGUGCGCCGCUAGGGGGUUGGGAGAGAUCUCAGAGCACCCUGCCGUCCGUCAGCAGCACUCUGGAGGACGUGUUCAGUCCCGGCCUGAGCGCCAAAACACCCUCGGAGUCGACUCACAACAAGGAGAAGGAAGACGACAAUGUGCAGGCCGGAAGCCCGGCCUUUUCACAGUACAACACAAGCAGCUCCAUCCUGAAGACCGGAUUUGACUUCUUGGACAACUGGUAACCCCCUGAACGUGAGCUCAAGCAGCGGAAAUGUUCCAGACGACAGGACCUCCUACAUCCACCCCACACACACACACACACACACGAAACAAACCUGUUCCAGAUCCAUCUUAAUAAAGCUACAAUUAGUAUCUCAUAUCCCCGACACGCUGGUGCAUGUAGACUUGUUAGUGUCAUUCUGGUUUAAGGAAUCGUUUCCUGCCAAAAAGUGUUUGCUUUCUUUACUUUGCACAUCUUCGAAGAAACCCAUCGUACUGAUUGUAGCUUUGAAAUUUAGUAGAAACGCAAACGUAUUCACAGUACAGCAAUAAAGCAUGUGGAACAGUGAGUCUGGACACGAUGGGACGCUUCAGGAACGAACAAGAGCGAAGGGAUAUUUUUUGACAGGUUACGACGUAAAGCUAACUAGUCUGCGCUAGCAUCUUGGCUUGUUAGCAUUUUAGAUAUCGAGGCUGUUCCGAAGUCGUGCCUUGUCCCGGCAAAUUUUUAUGUUGUCCAUUUUUUUUUGUAUUGUUUUGUUUGUUUUUAAGACCUAAGUACUAGUGCUGCGAUGCUUUAUACGAUUUAUCUCGGGCUAUUAAAUGAAAUGCCGCCUUUUACGCUACAGUCGUAGGGUUUUCUAGACUUUUUUUAUAAACUUUCUGUCAUAUAUCUCUCUGUAUGGUGUCAUGAUCAUGUAAAGCAACCGUAUGACUUGUUUAAAAUAAAAUAUUUAUGAGAUUUCAAACCA